GACGCGCAAAGGGCCACAUGCUGCCUCACAUCGGGACCAUGCAGACCACCUCCAGCCUGCUGAGCGAGGCGCUGCUCUGCGCACUGCUGCUGCUCUCCAGCACCAGAGGAGCCGAAGUGUUGGACACCGAGUCCGAAGAGGAGCUGAGCCCCAGAGCUCUGCGGGACUUCUACCCCAAAGGUCCGAACCUGACCAGUGAGAAGCAGCUGCUUGGAGCUCUCCAUGAAGUUCUGGAAAAGCUGCAGGCUAAACGACUGCCUUCAUGGGAAAAGAAAUUUGGCCAAGUCCCAACGUGUGAUAUCGGGGAGCAGUGCGCCGUGCGUAAAGGCGCUCGGAUCGGCAAGAUGUGCGACUGUCCCCGGGGAGCUUUCUGCAACUUUUUCCUGCUAAAGUGCUUAUGAGCAUCGCUUGAUCUGAAUGUAGCAUUGCAAAGAGAAAAGCUUCACUCGAUUCCUUUGUAAAUACUGUCAUAUUUUUUUAUGGAACAGCUGAGGAGCAGCUGGGGUCACUGCCCAACCCGUACGAAAAAGAAGUAUAGUAGUUCAGCAUGUAUAUAUUUUAAAGUCAAGUAAAAAAACUAGGAUAUUGACGAGGAGAUGACCAUAAAAACCCAUAAAGCUUAUUAAUAUUCAGAAUCACCUAAGGUCAGUAGGAAAACCACAGGAUCAUUGUUGUGACGUAGGAGCUUAUAAAGAACCCACAAUGCACCUACAAAAGUAUCGAGGACCACGUACACACUGUUCAGUCUCAACAGCAAUAUUAUGGGAAUAUUAUAAUGAUUCUUCAUCUGGGCAAAUCCAAAAAUCUGUGUUUUGAACUUCAACUAUUUGAUUUCAGAUGAAUGUUUUGUGUAUGAAAUCAUGAUAAUAAACAUCAUUAUUGUUUUGUAAAGCAGUGGAGUGAUGGCAUGUUUUUUUAUGUAAACACA
Molecule: messenger RNA, 928 nt
Organism: Trematomus bernacchii (emerald rockcod)
Lineage: Eukaryota; Metazoa; Chordata; Actinopteri; Perciformes; Nototheniidae
Gene: cart3
Product: cocaine- and amphetamine-regulated transcript protein
Exons: 3
Coding region: 18-401 (127 amino acids)
Biological process (GO): cellular response to starvation; negative regulation of appetite; adult feeding behavior
Molecular function (GO): neuropeptide hormone activity
Source: RefSeq, a predicted model, not a curated record